GAAAAGAGGGAGGGAAAAAGAAAACACCAUUUUGGGAGUAAAUCAAAUUCCAGUCUUCUUCAUCACCUCCACUUUUCGAUCACAUUCCCUAGAGUUUUUUUUCCCAGGAACUUGACAGGGUAAUGCUUAUGUCCUCAUCAUAAACUACAAGAUGCAAGCUCAUCAGAAGAAGAUGAUCAGGAUCUUACUUUUAAUUUCUGUGCUUAUCCAUUCAACUUUAGGGCAAAAGUUGUCAGAGGCUCCAUCACAGAAAUGGCUGACUCUAAAUGGUGAACGGCCCCUUGUGAUAGCCAGAGGCGGGUUCUCAGGACUGUUUCCAGAGUCGAGCUCAUUUGCAAAUCAAAUGGCACAGACUUUGAGUCUGCCGGAUACGGUGUUAUUCUGCAAUCUACAACUAACAAAAGAUGGCAUUGGUAUAUGCCUCUCGGAUAUCAGGCUCGAUAAUUCGACCAAUAUAGCAACGGUAUACCCAAAGGGGCAGAAGACCUACGAUGUAAAUGGAAAGCAAGUGGACGGAUGGUUUGCUGUGGAUUAUACGAUCGAUCAGCUAUUCAACAAUGUAUCAUUGACUCAGGGCAUACUCUCUCGACCAAGUUUGUUUGAUUUACAAUCACCUAUUUCCGCUGUUGAGGAUGUAACGGGAAUUAAACCAGCCCAAUUUUGGUUGAAUGUUCAGUACGAUUCCUUCAAUACACAACACAACCACAGCCCGGCUUCAUAUGUUCAAAAGGCAAUAAGACUUAUGGGUAUCAACUACCUUUCAUCUCCUGAGAUUGGUUUCUUGAAGAGCAUGGCUGGCAAAGUGAACAAAGCCAAGACAAAGCUCGUCUUCCAGUUCCUUGGUGCAGACGAGAUUGAACCCACAUCCAAAAAAAAGUACAGCUUACUGCUGCAGGAUCUUGCCUCGAUCAAGUCAUUUGCAUCUGGAAUCCUUGUUCCCAAAGAAUACAUAUGGCCAGUACAGGCAAACAAGUAUUUAGGAACUCCUACUACGCUUGUAUCUGAUGCUCACAAACAAGGACUAGAAGUAUAUGCGUCUGGUUUUGCAAAUGAUCUUGUUGCAAGCUAUAACUAUAGUUAUGAUCCGACAAAUGAAUACAUUCAGUUUGUUGAUAAUUCUGCGUUUUCUGUUGAUGGGGUGCUUACAGAUUUCCCCCCUACAGCAUCAGAAGCCAUUGGAUGCUUUGCAAAUAAGAAGAAUGUGAGCAAGCCCAUCAAGGGAAAAGCUUUGAUCAUCACUAAAGAUGGAGCAAGUGGAAUCUAUCCUGGCAGCACCGAUCUUGCUUAUCAGCAAGCAGUAGAUGACGGGGCAGACAUAAUAGACUGUUCGGUUCAAAUGUCAAAGGACGGAGUGGCGUUUUGCUUGGAUACAGCUGACCUCGUGGGAGAUACUACUGCUAUGACUACAUUCAUGUCUAGAUCUACUACUGUCCCAGAAAUCCAACCGAAGGCUGGAGUCUUUUCAUUUGACCUAACAUGGAGCGAGAUUCAAACCUUGAAGCCUCAAAUCGCAAGUGUUUACCAGGACUUCCAAAGAAACCCAGCGUACAAAAAUGCGGGUAAAUUUACCAGCCUUCCUGAAUUUCUGGAUUUAGCAAAGACAAAGGCAGUUUCUGGAGUUCUGAUCAACAUUCAGAAUGCUGCCUACCUAGCAUCAAAGAAGGGGCUUGACAUUGUAGGUGCCGUUACCACUGCCUUGAGCAAUGCCACCUUCGACAAGCAAUCCACUCAACAAGUAUUGAUCCAAUCCGAUGACACUUCAGUGCUGUCCAAGUUCAUGAAUGUGCCAACCUAUAAGAGAGUGUUGUCAAUUGAAGACAAAAUCGGUGAUGCACCCAAACAGCCAGUGCAGGAAAUCAAGAAGUUUGCUGAUGCAGUUGCCAUUUCGAGGGCAUCCAUCAUUCAGAUUAAUGAGUACUUCACCACAGCUUUGACCAAUGUUGUUGGGGAGUUUCAGAAAGCAAAUAUCUCAGUCUAUGUCUAUGUCCUGAAGAAUGAGUACAUCACACUCGCAUUUGACUACUUCUCGGAUCCUAUUGUGGAGAUUGCUACUUUUGUUGAAGGAGCCGGAGUUGAUGGGAUCAUAACUGAGUACCCGGGAACUGCUAGUAAAUACAUGAAAAGCCCAUGUACAAAUACAGAUAAACCAGAAUACAACAUCCUACCCGCACAAGCAGGUUCUCUACUUUCCUUGGUUCCUCGUGAAGCACAGCCACCAGCAGAAACACCGCUUCCACCCCUCCAGGUUUCAGACGUUGUUGAUCCUCCACUUCCACCUGUGGCCAACAUCACUGAUGCUGCUCCUUCAACAGUUAAUGGAGCUGAGGCACCUGGUUCAAGUGCGUUGGCAAAUGUUGCGAGCGUGAGCCUUUCUAUGGUAUCAAUCAUUGUGCUUGCUUUAAUAUUCUCCAUAGGACACUGAGACGAUGGAUCAAUUGUGAUGUGGCUUGUGCCAGCCUGAGAUUUUCACUCUCUUACUUCCUUUGAUAUAGUAGACAUUGACAAUUAGCUCGUACCAUAUAAGAGAUUAAUUUGAGUGGAUUUUUAUAAUUAGUGCAUGUAACUACUAACAAGUGUGCAUACAUGUUAGUCAUUUAGCAUAUAUAUACGGAGGCACACAUACCUGAUUUGAAAAUUUUA
This is a messenger RNA of Carya illinoinensis, 2640 nucleotides long. Its product is annotated as glycerophosphodiester phosphodiesterase GDPDL7. Gene Ontology annotation, molecular function: glycerophosphodiester phosphodiesterase activity. Gene Ontology annotation, biological process: lipid metabolic process. The transcript has 10 exons. Bases 152 to 2422 code for a protein of 756 amino acids. The record is from RefSeq and is a predicted model, not a curated record. Lineage: Eukaryota; Viridiplantae; Streptophyta; Magnoliopsida; Fagales; Juglandaceae.